Molecule: messenger RNA, 1626 nt
Organism: Lasiodiplodia theobromae
Lineage: Eukaryota; Fungi; Ascomycota; Dothideomycetes; Botryosphaeriales; Botryosphaeriaceae
Product: Gaba permease
Exons: 4
Coding region: 1-1626 (541 amino acids)
Biological process (GO): transmembrane transport
Cellular component (GO): membrane
Molecular function (GO): transmembrane transporter activity
Source: RefSeq, a predicted model, not a curated record
AUGGGUGACUCAAUGCCGGAUAAGGAACGACGGGCGUCAUCCGUGGCCGUGGCCGAGGGGCUGGCCAGCAGCGAAGAUGCCGCGGUCCUGGCGAGCCUUGGAUACAAGCAGGAGCUGCGGCGUAACUUCACGCUCAUCGAGGUGUUUGGCAUUGCCUUCUCCAUCAUGGGCCUGCUGCCGUCCAUCGCCAGCACGCUGGCCUACAGCAUCCCCGCCGGGCCAGCAGGCCUCGUGUGGGGGUGGUUUCUGGCUUCCAUGUUCAUCUUCGUAGUCGGGCUGGCCAUGGCUGAUCUAGGCAGCGCAAUGCCGACGUCAGGUGGUUUGUACUGGUGGACGCACUACUUCGCGUCGCCCAAGACGCGUAACGCGCUCAGCUUCCUGGUCGGGUACAGCAACACGCUCGGGCUCGUCGGAGGACUGUGUUCGAUCGACUACGGCUUCUCGCUGAUGCUGCUGUCGGUCGUGGUCAUCGCGCGAGACGGCAACUGGGAGCCGUCCAAUGGCGUCAUCUAUGCCGUUUUCCUGGGCUGCGUGCUGUGCCACGGCGUGCUGGCCUCGACGCUGUCCAAGAUCAUGGGCAAGCUGCAGACCGUCUUCGUUGCCGCCAACUUUGUGCUCAUCCUCGCCACCAUCAUCGCCCUGCCCAUCGGCCGUGCCGGCCAGCGCAACGACGCGAGCUACAUCUUCACCGAGACGUCGAACCUGACGACAUGGCCGACGGGGUGGGCCUUCAUGUUGUCCUGGCUCUCGCCUAUCUGGACUAUCGGCGCCUUCGACUCGUGCGUUCACAUGAGCGAGGAGGCGGCCAAUGCAACCAAAGCCGUGCCGUACGGCAUCCUCAUGUCCAUCGGCAGCUGCUGGCUCUUCGGGUGGAUCAUCUGCAUCGUGCUCGCCGCGUGCAUGAGCCAAGAUCUCGAUAGCCUCGUUAGCUCGCCCUUCGGCCAGCCCAUGGCGCAAAUCUACUACGACGCGCUGGGAAAGAAGGGGGCGCUCGGGUUCAUGACGCUCAUGUUCGUUGUGCAGUUCCUCAUGGGCCUGUCCAUCACUGUCGCCGCGUCGCGCCAGUCGUGGGCCUUCUCGCGUGACGGGGCGCUGCCCUUCUCGAGCUUUUUCCGCCCCAUCAGCAAGACCUUCGGCUACAUUCCGCUGCGCGCCGUCUGGGGCUCGGCGGCGUCGGCCGUCUUCUCGCUCGCUGUCGCGGCCAACAACCUCGCGUGGGGCACGCCCAUCUUCUGCCGCCUCGUAUGGGGCCAGAAGAAGUUCAAGCCUGGCCCCUUUUACACGGGGAAGCUGAGCGCGCCGCUGGGGUGGCUGGCCAUCGUGUUUUUGAUCUUUGGCAUCUUCUUGUCCAUGUUCCCGACGGGCGGGCCCCACCCGACGGCGGAUGAGAUGAACUAUACCGUCGUGGUGAACAGCAUUGUCUGGCUGGGCAGUUUGGCGUAUUAUUUUGUGGAUGCGCGGAAGUGGUUCACGGGGCCGAAGAUGACGCUGGAUGCUGACGCGCUCUCGGAGACGCAGCAGGAGGCACUGAGAGAGGAAGGACUAGAGAUUGAAGGAAUCGAGCCGGGGAACAGCAGCGGAGCGGAGAAUGGCAGGGAUGAGGAGAAUGUGGCUCCCAAGAAAUAG